AUGAGAGCGCAGAUUCAAAAAGCCCCAGCGCAGAUCCUUGAAGUGCUGAAGAAGAAGACGACAGUCGGGCUGCAACACUGCAAGCCAACGUCCUCGGUAUGUGCACUGGAUUCCAAAGAUGCUGCGCCUUGUACUGGUGGACACACUUUCCAGUCCAUCCCAGGCCCAACUAACUGGCCCCUCCUGGGGAACCUCAUUGACAUCCUACGUAGAGGAGGCUUACAAAAACAACACCAGACAGUGAUGGAUUACCAUAAGAAAUUUGGCAAAAUUUUCCGUAUGAAAAUGGGCUCCUUUGAAUCAGUGAACAUUGGAGCACCUUGCUUGCUGGAAGCUCUGUACAGGAAGGAGGGUAACUAUCCCCAGAGACUGGAAAUCAAGCCCUGGAAGGCAUACAGAGAUCUGCGGGACGAGGCUUACGGACUUCUCAUCUUAGAAGGAAAGGACUGGCAGAGAGUAAGAAGCACAUUUCAGCACAAAUUCAUGAAACCCACCGAAGUUGUGAAACUUGAUGGGAAAAUUAAUGAGGUUUUAGCUGAUUUCCUUAAUAGGAUUGGAGAGAUUAAUGUGAACGGGAAGAUCAAUGACUUGUAUUUUGAACUGAAUAAGUGGUCCUUUGAAACUAUUUGUUAUGUGCUCUAUGACAAACGAUUUGAGAUUUUGCAAGAAAACGCCAAUGAGGAGGCAACUGACUUUAUCACAGCGAUAAAAACGAUGAUGAAUAUGUUUGGGAAAAUGAUGGUGACUCCAGUUAGUCUCCACAAGAGCCUGAACACAAAGACAUGGCAAGACCACACAGCUGCUUGGGACUGUAUUUUUAAUACAGCAAAAAUCUACAUUGACAAGAAGUUGAAGAGACACUCAAGUGGAGAAACUGAUGGUUUCCUUAGUGAUAUCUACCAUAACUGCCCCCUCACCAAGAAGGAACUGUAUGCAGCAAUAACUGAGCUCCAGAUUGGAGGUGUGGAAACAACUGCCAACAGUGCGUUAUGGGCUAUUUUCAACCUCUCACGGAAUCCCCAUGCUCAGGACAAGCUGCUGAAGGAGAUCAGUGAAGUGGUGCCUUCUGGACAGGGUCCAUGUGCUGAGCAUAUUAAGAACAUGCCAUAUCUCAAAGCAUGUCUGAAGGAGUCCAUGAGACUUUCGCCCUCCAUCCCUUUUACAAGCCGAACUUUGGACAAAGACACUGUGCUUGGGGAGUACAGUUUGCCUAAAGGGACUGUUUUGAUGAUUAACAGUCAGGCACUGGGGUCUAAUGAGGAGUACUUUGACAAUGGGAAGCAGUUUAUACCAGAACGGUGGCUCAAGAACAAAACCUCUAUCAACCCAUUUGCCUACGUACCAUUUGGCAUUGGCAAGAGGAUGUGCAUUGGACGGCGCCUGGCUGAGCUACAGAUACAGCUUGCUCUGUGCUGGUUAAUUCGUGAUUAUGAGAUUGCACCAACAGAUUAUGAGCCAGUGGAAGCAGUACAUACUGGAACACUGGUGCCUAAUCGAGAACUUCCUGUGGCUUUCAUCCGUCGAUAA
Messenger RNA from Neoarius graeffei (lesser salmon catfish), 1527 nucleotides. RefSeq names its product 1,25-dihydroxyvitamin D(3) 24-hydroxylase, mitochondrial (gene cyp24a1). The coding region runs from base 1 to 1527 and encodes 508 amino acids. Gene Ontology annotation, molecular function: monooxygenase activity; oxidoreductase activity, acting on paired donors, with incorporation or reduction of molecular oxygen; heme binding. The record is from RefSeq and is a predicted model, not a curated record. Gene Ontology annotation, biological process: C21-steroid hormone biosynthetic process; cholesterol metabolic process; cellular response to peptide hormone stimulus. Gene Ontology annotation, cellular component: mitochondrial inner membrane. NCBI's taxonomy places the organism in Eukaryota, Metazoa, Chordata, Actinopteri, Siluriformes, Ariidae. The transcript is spliced from 11 exons.